GAGGACUUCAAGAACAAGUACGAAGAUGAGAUCAACAAGCGUGCUUCAGUAGAGAAUGAGUUUGUUCUGCUCAAGAAGGAUGUUGAUGCAGCCUACAUGAACAAGGUUGAGCUUGAGGCCAAGGUUGAUGCUCUUCAGGAUGAGAUCAACUUCCUCAGGGCAGUCUAUGAGGCUGAACUGCGUGAGCUCCAGUCUCAGAUCAAGGACACAUCAGUUGUUGUAGAGAUGGACAACAGCAGAAACCUGGACAUGGAUGCCAUUGUAGCUGAAGUUCGUGCUCAGUAUGAGGACAUUGCCAACCGCAGCCGUGCUGAAGCAGAGAGCUGGUACAAACAGAAGUUUGAGGAGAUGCAGUCCUCUGCUGGUCAGUAUGGUGAGGACCUCCGCUCAACCAAGACUGAGAUUGCAGAACUCACCCGCAUGAUCGCCCGCCUGCAGAACGAGAUUGAUGCCGUCAAGGGACAGCGUGCCAACUUGGAGGCUCAGAUCGCUGAGGCUGAGGAGCGUGGAGAGCUGGCAGUGAAGGACGCCAAGCUCCGUAUCAAGGAUCUCGAAGAGGCCCUCCAGAGGGCCAAGCAAGACAUGGCCCGCCAGGUGCGC
Messenger RNA from Sinocyclocheilus anshuiensis, 600 nucleotides. Its product is annotated as keratin, type II cytoskeletal 8-like. Lineage: Eukaryota; Metazoa; Chordata; Actinopteri; Cypriniformes; Cyprinidae. Gene Ontology annotation, biological process: intermediate filament organization; keratinization. The transcript is spliced from 6 exons. The record is from RefSeq and is a predicted model, not a curated record. Gene Ontology annotation, cellular component: keratin filament. The annotation marks the transcript as partial. Gene Ontology annotation, molecular function: structural constituent of skin epidermis.